Messenger RNA from Sphaeroforma arctica JP610, 991 nucleotides. RefSeq lists its product as hypothetical. Lineage: Eukaryota; Ichthyosporea; Ichthyophonida. Gene Ontology annotation, molecular function: transmembrane transporter activity. Gene Ontology annotation, biological process: transmembrane transport. The transcript is spliced from 6 exons. The record is from RefSeq and is a predicted model, not a curated record. The coding region runs from base 14 to 976 and encodes 320 amino acids.
CUGUUCACGAGCUAUGUUAUGUUCUACAAUUAUCAGUAUAGGUGGACUCCCCUUGGCAGCACUGGUAACCUGCCUAGCGCUGUUAGCGGCUUUGUUUUGUUCGCUGAAACUCAUCGAACCAGCUCGAGGGGGAAGUUCUCUCAAUCUGCGGAGAAGCAGUUCUGCUAUCUCGGCACAGAGCAGGACCGGCAUGACAGGUGUCGCGUAUGCUGGCUGGAGACACAUUGUGCACACCACGAAGGACUUUCGGCAUGAUAAGAGGUUAAUGGUAGUGCUCUUGUUCUCCUCCCUGACUUUUGCGUUCUCCGAGACUGUGCAUAAUCUGAAAGGGGUCUUCCUGCUGGAUCGCGGCGUGCGACUGGCAUCUCAGGGCUGGUGGACGGCUAUAUCCUUUGCGCUAUCGUCAGCUGGGUCUCUCUACGCCAAUGAACUCUCUAACCGAUUAGGGGAUAUCGGUACACUCGCGCUCUGUAAUGUGAUGAGUGGGCUGUCAAUGUUAGCUGCAACAUAUGCGCCACCUCAAUACUCAGCUCUGCUGUUGAUGUCCGGUUCCUUUAUGUGGGGCGUUCAGUGGCCUGUGUCGUCGCACCUGCUGAACUCCUGUACACUCUCUCAUCGACGAGCAACCAUUAUCUCUGUAGUAUCGUUAGUUAAGAAGCUUGGACUCGCGAUGUGUGCGCCGGGUCUUUCGUUGAUAGUUGAUACUUUUUGCGACAAGUCAAACACUAUCUUACUGGCGUUCCAGGCGGCAAGCGUGCUUCUGAUGUUUAUACCCGUAGUUCUGCUCUUGUAUCCAGAGGAGCAGUCGGCAACAGCACUGGCUCAGUCCUUCGAAGACUUAAUGGACGAUCUACACAAUUCGAAUCCUUCGAUAUCAGGAGAGACGACUAUGGCGACGGUUCUGAGUGAGAAUAUUCUGAGUGAUGAAAGGUUACUGAGUCCGAAUGAUGGCAAUGAGACAAAGAAAACACGAUAAAAUGUGCGAUUAGCC